CUCGGAGAGAGCGCGAGAGAAAAAACAAAUAAGGAGUCCACCCAUUUCAGUUUGCUACGCAGUCGGUGGUAUCUUUUUUUUGUUUCUUCUAAUUUUCUCUCUUUUCCUUACACUCGCCGGAUCUCGGCGAUCUUAUCGGAAUUCGUAAAUCUAGGAUCGGAAACCAGCAAUGAAUCGCCACCACGAUCCAAACCCUUUCGAUGAGGAAGAAGAAAUCGUCAAUCCCUUCUCGAAAGGCGGUGGUAGGGUUCCUGCUGCGUCUAGGCCAGUUGGAUUUGGCCAGAGCCUCGAUGCUACUGUUGAUAUUCCACUCGAUACGAUGAAUGACUCUUCACAGAAACAGAGAAAGCUUGCAGACUGGGAAGCAGAGCUUAGGAAGAAAGAAAUGGAUAUUAAGCGAAGAGAGGAUGCUAUUGCUAAAUCUGGUGUCCAGAUAGAUGAUAAAAACUGGCCACCGUUUUUCCCAAUCAUACACCAUGACAUUGCUAAUGAGAUACCAGUUCAUGCUCAGAAGCUGCAGUAUCUGGCUUUCGCUAGUUGGUUAGGUAUAGUUUUGUGUCUGGUGUUCAAUGUCAUUGCAACAAUGGUCUGCUGGAUUAAAGGCGGAGGUGUUAAAAUCUUUUUCCUUGCCACAAUAUAUGCGUUGAUCGGAUGUCCACUUUCGUAUGUACUGUGGUACAGGCCUCUCUACCGAGCAAUGAGGACUGACAGCGCUUUGAAGUUUGGUUGGUUUUUCUUCUCCUACUUGAUUCACAUUGGCUUCUGCAUUGUUGCCGCCAUUGCCCCUCCGAUUUUCUUCCAUGGAAAAUCAUUGACGGGUGUGCUUGCAGCAAUUGAUGUCAUCUCAGACAGUGUAUUAGCCGGGAUCUUUUACUUUAUCGGCUUUGGUCUCUUCUGCUUGGAGUCACUUUUGAGUCUAUGGGUUCUUCAGAAAAUCUACCUCUACUUUAGGGGGAACAAGUAAAAAAAGAAGGGAGAGAGGAUGAUGGUAAUUUUCCCUUUGAUAAAAAGGUUUGAAAUAUGUGUAUCUCGUCAGAAUGUAAUUACCAUUUUACCAUUAAAUGUGUUGUGUCGAGGUAAAUUUCUUUUAGUUACUAUAGUUGCAAGAGAGAGAUACAGUGGUUGUUCGGCCAUUUCUGUAGGUUUUUUCUCUUCUGCUCUUCUUCCGUUUGUAAUAACACUUAGUACCCAAUAUCGUCUCUUAAAAUCUGGGUUUUUUUUUU
Messenger RNA from Eutrema salsugineum, 1223 nucleotides. Its product is annotated as secretory carrier-associated membrane protein 4. Gene Ontology annotation, cellular component: recycling endosome membrane; trans-Golgi network membrane. The transcript is spliced from 12 exons. Gene Ontology annotation, biological process: protein transport. Bases 170 to 964 code for a protein of 264 amino acids. The record is from RefSeq and is a predicted model, not a curated record. NCBI's taxonomy places the organism in Eukaryota, Viridiplantae, Streptophyta, Magnoliopsida, Brassicales, Brassicaceae.